Leptosia nina is the source of this 645-nucleotide messenger RNA. Lineage: Eukaryota; Metazoa; Arthropoda; Insecta; Lepidoptera; Pieridae. The record is from the annotation of a GenBank genome assembly.
AUGGGUUUGAAGUUGUAUCAUUACUCUAUAAGUGGCCCUUCAAGGUCAGCCUACAUGGCUAUUAAAACCAUGGGAAUACCGGUUGAAGUUAUCAUUAUAGAUUUAAUGAAAAAGGAGCAGCUUCAAGAGAGUUUUGUGAAGAUAAACCCUCAGCACUGUGUGCCGACUGUUGACGAUGAUGGUUUUGUGCUUUGGGAAAGCAAGGCUAUAGCUUGUUAUUUAGCAGAGAAGCAUGGAAGAGAAGACUUGUAUCCAAAAGAGAUCAAGCAUCGUGCUAUUGUAAAUCAAAGGCUAUAUUUCGAUAGCGCUACAUUGUUACCACAUAUACGAGCUAUCAAUCACCCAAUUUUGUUUGAAGGUGUAAAGGAGAUACGGAAGCCACUAAAGGACAAUUUGAAUGUGACACUAGGCUUCCUGAAUCAAUUCUUAAGUGAAAGUAAAUGGGUUGCUGGUGAAACAAUGACAUUAGCAGAUAUUGCCAUAUCUUCAUCAAUAGCUACAGUUUCAGCUCUUGAUUGGGAUUUUUCUGAGUUUCCCAACAUUCAAAGAUGGUUCAAGCAGUGCGAGGCGAUUGCAGGAUUUGAGGAAAAUAUAAAAGGUGCAACAUUGUAUGGACAAGCAGUUAAGAAAAAUUUAGAAAAAUAA